Molecule: messenger RNA, 744 nt
Organism: Chaetomium strumarium
Lineage: Eukaryota; Fungi; Ascomycota; Sordariomycetes; Sordariales; Chaetomiaceae
Product: peptidase A4 family-domain-containing protein
Exons: 1
Coding region: 1-744 (247 amino acids)
Biological process (GO): proteolysis
Molecular function (GO): glutamic-type endopeptidase activity
Source: RefSeq, a predicted model, not a curated record
AUGAAGUACACAUUCCUCGUCGCCGCCGUCGCCGGCCUCGCCAGUGCGCUCCCGCAGACUCCCAAGCCCUUGACCCGGCGCGGCGGAGCGCGGCCGCUGCACCACUCGGCGCCCAGGAAGAACGACACGGCAUUCGUGGAGUACUCGUCCAACUGGGCCGGCGCGGUGCAGAUCGGAUCGGGCUUCACCACGGUGACGGGGACGAUCACGGUGCCGUCGGUGUACAACGGCAACGGCAACUCGGCGGCGUCGGCGUGGGUCGGCAUCGACGGCGACACGUGCCAGACGGCGAUCCUGCAGACGGGCGUGUCUUUCUACGGCGACGGCACGUACGACGCCUGGUACGAGUGGAUUCCGGACUACUCGUACUCCUUCUCCGGCUUCGGCAUGAGCGCCGGCGACCAGGUGCGCAUGACGGUGCAGGCCACGUCCAAGACGACCGGCGUGGCCACGCUCGAGAACCUGAGCACCGGCCGGAAGGUGUCGCACACCUUCCGCAACACGCCCUCCACCCUGUGCGAGACCAACGCCGAGUGGAUCGUCGAGGACUUCCAGGUCGGUAACAGCCUGAUCCCCUUUGCCGACUUCGGGUCCGUCACCUUCACCAACGCCUACGCCACCACCGCCUCCGGCGGCCGCGUCACCCCGCAGGGCGGCACCAUCAUCGACAUCCGCCAGAGCGGCAGGGUCCUUACCAGCUGCGGCACCAGCGGUUCUGAUCUCACUUGCACUUACACUGGCUAA